Molecule: messenger RNA, 627 nt
Organism: Penicillium daleae
Lineage: Eukaryota; Fungi; Ascomycota; Eurotiomycetes; Eurotiales; Aspergillaceae
Exons: 2
Coding region: 1-627 (208 amino acids)
Biological process (GO): transsulfuration
Cellular component (GO): cytoplasm
Molecular function (GO): pyridoxal phosphate binding; carbon-sulfur lyase activity
Source: RefSeq, a predicted model, not a curated record
AUGGCGCACAAGAACCUUGCCACUUUGGCUCUCCACGCGGACAAUGAUGUCCCUCAAGAAUCGGAUGUCGCUCCCCCGAUCCAUCUCAGUACCGUUCCGUUCCCUAAAUACCACAGAAAACGGCGAAACAGCCGGACCUGCACACUCAUUCGAGGUCCAACAUUGACCUAUGCAUCGGGGUUGGCGGCAGUGAAUGCUUACUUGCUUUUCCUCAAACCAAAGCGCGUUGCGAUUGGCAGUGGAUAUUAUGGGAGUCGCCAAGUCGUUGAGCUGUACCAACAACUGACUGGAUUUCAAGUCAUCGGUCUUGAUGAUCUGGAUGCAUUGCGAGAAGGCGACGUCGUCCAUCUUGAAACACCGGUCAACCCCACUGGCGAAGCAAGCAGUAUAAGUAUGGAGGUAUGGCUUGGCCUUCUGAGCUUGCGAACAUUGGAACUGCGCGUGCAAAGGCAAAGUGAGAAUGCGACAGAGUUAGUGCGAUGGAUUGACGAGUGUCUUCAAAGUGAAACCGACAAUGUCGUCAAACAGACUGUCGCUGCAAUUCGUCAUGCAAGUCCGCAGAACGAGGAUAUGCAUUGGCUCUGCCAGCAGAUGCCGAAUGGAGUCGGACCCGUGUUUGCGCUGUAG